Molecule: messenger RNA, 429 nt
Organism: Scleropages formosus (Asian bonytongue)
Lineage: Eukaryota; Metazoa; Chordata; Actinopteri; Osteoglossiformes; Osteoglossidae
Product: augurin-A-like
Exons: 4
Coding region: 1-429 (142 amino acids)
Biological process (GO): G1 to G0 transition; central nervous system development; cellular senescence
Source: RefSeq, a predicted model, not a curated record
AUGACUUCUCCACAGCGCUGCAUGCAUCUGCUCAUCUUCAUCAUCCUCCUCUCUUUCCUGGCAUUUGCAGCUCUUUCUGCUGAGACUAAGCUGCAUAAAAUCCUCAUGAAAAGAGAAGUGCCUAGCAAGUCUGAGCCUGCUGGAGUGGCCAUCACGCCAUCUGAGGCCCAGGAGUUCCUGACCCUCGCACGAAGACCCAGGAGGAACAUCUGGGACCGCAGUAGACCUGAUGUGCAACAGUGGAUCAUGCAGUUCAUGUAUAUGGGCUACGAUGAGGCGAAACUGGAGACAGACCUGUCCUACUGGAUGGACCAGUCCCAUGCCAGAAACCAAGAUCGCCAGCACCACUAUGACGAGAAUGCUCCCAUUGGACCGAGAGACACAAGUUCUUACAGGCAUGGAGCUAAUGUGAACUAUGACGACUACUAA